Paramecium pentaurelia is the source of this 471-nucleotide messenger RNA. Lineage: Eukaryota; Ciliophora; Oligohymenophorea; Peniculida; Parameciidae. The record is from the annotation of a GenBank genome assembly.
AUGAUUAAUAAGUAAAAUCAAUUACCUAAACACCCUAACAUCUCAUUCAAAUAAUACUGUGAAUAGUUCGUUAAAGAAAGUCCAAAAGCUAAACUCAACAAAACAACUUAUGUCUUGGGAGACCUACCAUUAAAUAAACUAAGAGAAAAGCAAAAAGAAUAAUUCAAAUCUUUUAUCCAAGAUCAUAUUUCUUUGACUAGAAAGAUUAGAGAUGAUGCAGAAUAUGAUGCUACAAUAUAUAUGGGACUUACUUCUAAAUGGCAAAGAGUUAAAAAAGAUUAUUUCAAAUAAGAAAUCCCUAGUAUUAAACAUGAAUUGGAUAUGCGUAAUAUCAAAUAGAAUCAAGAACUCAAUUUCGAUUCAUGGAGAAGGAUUGAUUAAGUUAGUUAAAAAAGAGUAAGAGGAAUCUCAGUUGACUCAAAUAUGAAAAAAACUAAUCGUAAAACACACACAACAAGUUUUCGAUUUUGA